This is a messenger RNA of Aplysia californica (California sea hare), 427 nucleotides long. RefSeq lists its product as uncharacterized. Lineage: Eukaryota; Metazoa; Mollusca; Gastropoda; Aplysiida; Aplysiidae. The record is from RefSeq and is a predicted model, not a curated record.
AUGGGUUGGGGUUUCAAAGACAUGUUCCGGGAAGAUCUCAAGUUCACCAUGGGGUUUGGACCCCGGGCCUUCGGCAAAUAUCCUGAGAUCAUCCCCCUGUUCGUCAUCGUGUGUAUCCCCAUCAGUCUGGGCAUCGCCACGGGCUACAGGCUUAUGGCCAACGGCACCGACGUCAGGCUGGUCAAGUCCCGAGGACCCCCACACGAGGACGUUGGUCCCAGCCGGUGCAGAAAGUGGAUCAACUAUAACCCGGAAAAGUACGCGCCCAUCCCAGAGCUGGAGGAGGUCAAGAAAGACGUGAGACACGACGCCUGCUGAAGGAACACCACACGGCAUCACCCACAUGGGGAGAUUCUUACUUUACUUUUUUCUUCCGCUUUUACCUGUCCCCAUUGUUUUAUGCACCCCGCAUAAUUUAACAAAAUUU